This is a messenger RNA of Venturia canescens, 1166 nucleotides long. RefSeq names its product putative gustatory receptor 28b. The record is from RefSeq and is a predicted model, not a curated record. Bases 1 to 1080 code for a protein of 359 amino acids. NCBI's taxonomy places the organism in Eukaryota, Metazoa, Arthropoda, Insecta, Hymenoptera, Ichneumonidae. The transcript has 8 exons. Gene Ontology annotation, cellular component: membrane; neuronal cell body; axon. Gene Ontology annotation, biological process: chemosensory behavior; male courtship behavior; sensory perception of taste.
AUGGAGAGAUACAAAUUAGACAAAUUUUACGCCACGUACAGUUCACUACUGAUACUCGCUUGCUCGAUGAAUUUUUAUUACGGAGUUCAGCAAUUUGGAAAAUUUGCCAGACAUCACGUGCCCAUGACUUCGAUAACAACAGCGAUACGAACUGUAGCAAGUUUACUUUGCAUGAUCCACACCAACUUUUGGCGUGCCGUUCGCUCUAAGGAGUUGACGGAAACUCUCAACGAAAUAUCGGAUCAAGAUGUAAUUUUGGAAAAAAUCGGCUGUCGAAUUAAUUACGAGAGCAGUGCUAAAUCAAUUCGAAAAUACAUUUGGACCACCCUCAUCAUUCUGAUGGUUCUCAUGGCUUAUGAAUUUUACAGAUCACCCGUAAAAGAUUUAUCACUUCGCUGGAUUCUUUGGACGGUUCCAUUAACGGCACAAAUUUUGGAUUUGACGAUACUAGUCGUACUCGUUGGCUGGCUCGGAUUAAAGUUUUCUUCUAUAAAUGAGAAACUGAGUAGUGUCGUUACGAGGGCCAAUGCAUCCUCACCAGAGGUUCUAAUCACGUCAGAUGUUUGUGCCGAAAGUUUACGUGCCCUUUCGAAGGCGCAUUUCAAUACUUGUGCAAUUGGCAAACGAGUGAAUUCUCUCUUCAAUUGGAACGUGGUCGUCAGUGUGACGUCUGCUUUCAUAGUGUUGAGCACAACGCUUUAUUACAUAUUCUUCGAAGUCGAACGUCCUGGCAAAACGAACGUGGUUCAAAUCGUUUCCUACAUCCAUUGGGAAUUUAUGCAAAGUGCUCCGACCGUCGUUAUCGUAAUCAUUUGCAAUUGGACGCGUCGUCAGGGAACAUAUGCGGGUAAAUUGAUCCACGAGGUUCGAGUGGAAAAAACGGAUUCACGAAUGUACGACGCCAUCAAAUCCUUUUCUCUACAACUGCAUCAUCAGAAACUCGAAUUUUCUGCCGGUGGAUUAUUCCCACUCAAUUCAGCUCUGUUACAAACGAUGGUCGAAAAAAUAACCACGUAUUUGGUCAUUCUCAUCCAAUUCCAACCAAAUUUAGACGAUCUUGGUGGAUCAACGAGGAAAUGAGGUGAUUAAUGUUCUCGAGAACGAAAUAACAUUUCAACCAUCAAUGUUUUUGUAGAAUCUUGUAGAAGUCAGCAUGAGAAAAAAUG